This is a messenger RNA of Eimeria necatrix, 717 nucleotides long. RefSeq lists its product as hypothetical. Lineage: Eukaryota; Apicomplexa; Conoidasida; Eucoccidiorida; Eimeriidae. The coding region runs from base 1 to 717 and encodes 238 amino acids. The record is from RefSeq and is a predicted model, not a curated record. The transcript has a single exon.
AUGCACGAACUCCAGGCAAAGCUGCACUGCAGCAGCAGCAGCAGCAGCAGCAGCAAGAAAACAAGCAGCAGCAACAAACCCAGAAACAGCCGCUGCAGCAUAUACGCAGCACGGGUGCGGCGACAGCAGCCGCAGCACUUGCAGCAGCAGCAGCACUUGCAGCAGCACUACGACUUGCAGCCGCAGCAGCACUUGCAGCAGCAGAAGCACUCGCAGCAGCCGCAGCAGCAGCACAUGCAGCAGCACAUGCAGCAGCACUUGAAGCAGCAGCAGCAGCCCCCGCAGCAGCAGCAGCCCUCGCAGCAGCAGCAGCCCUCGCAGCAGCAGCAGCCCUCGCAGCAGCAGCAGCCCUCGCAGCAGCAGCAGCCCCCGCAGCAGCAGCAGCCCUCGCAGCAGCAGCAGCGCUCGCAGCAGCAGCAGCAGCAGCGCUCGCAGCAGCAGCAGCAGCAGCAGCAGCAGGAGGCGGCUUGCCUUGCGGAGUCCCCUGGGUUCUGCAACUCGGAGGUGGAAGAGUUUGUCGAGGACUUCUUCUCGAGUGAUGAAAAAUCUUUUAUUUUUUUGCAUCCAUUUGUCGAAUUCUUUGACAGCAGCAAACUGCUCAGCAGCAGACUUCAGCAAAUUCGACAACACCACUUUGCUGCUGCGCGGCUCCACCACGCGCCUGCAUGCAUGCGCAGCAGCAGCAAAACAAAAGCUUUUGUUUGUUUAUUUAUUUAA